AUGCCUCCAGCUCUACAUCGCAAAGCGGGUGAGAGCGACAGGAAUUACUGCGAAGGCCAUGGACUGAUUGAUAUGCUGCAGAGACAAUGCCCCAAAUGCCAGCACGGCCAGGUAAGACCCAAUCCAUACGCGGCAAGACAUCAUUGUAAACUGGGGCUGAGGCAUACUAUCAGUGAUCCUAUCAUCGAAAUCCCAGAGACAUUGUCUCCCAUGACCGCUCGCAAGAUGCAGGUGUACACGUCGGAUGUGUGGAGUCUCCUUCCACCUCAUGAAGAAUUGAUCCAGGGCUGUCGGAUCUUUGUCACUACAUGCAUCCAGAUUGGAUUUACUCCUCGAGCAUUGUUUCUAGAGCAACUCGAGAACGAUCGCAGGUCCGUCAAUGUGUUCCUCCUCGUCAGCAUGCUCGCAAUAUCAGCUCGCUUCACGCCGGCUUUAUGCAAACGAUUCGGCGGCAGCAGUCAGGCGUCCGAGUUCUUCGCUGAGAUCGCCCAUACCAUGAUAGCCGACGAGAUGUGGGAAACGUGUCUGGAGAACGCACAGGCAUUCUUCCUGCUCGGUAUGGCAGAUUGGGGCAAAGGUGACCGCGCUCGAAGUUCCAUCAACAUGGGAAUCGCGGUACGUAUGGCUGGAGUUCUUCGGCUACAUCGAGAGGAAACUUACAGCCUACCCCCGGAUGCUUCGCCGACUGAUGUCGUCGAUGCUGAACGCGCAAGACGGACGUUUUGGGUCAUUCAGAACCAUGACAAUCUCUACACUCAAAAACACCUACCAGCGUCCUUUGCGAAGUCAGACAUCACAACAUUGUUACCGAGCAGUGAGGACGAUUUUGCUUUUGGCCGGGUGCCUCAAGUCCGUGCCGCCCUGGCCGGUACGAAGCCAGCGCAACAGGAUCCGUCAUUAGUAUUGAUUCCGUCGCGAUCCUUGUUCGCUACUCUCGUUCAAGCACACGACUUCUGGGGAACGAUUGCCCGGGACUUCUCCCAGGACGAAAACGCCAACACGAGCGUGGAGAUGCAGCCUUGGGUCCCGGACAGUCGUUAUAGGAAAGUCACGGAAAGUCUGAAUCAAUGGGAGCAGAACAUGCCGGUGGAACACCGUUGGUCGGCGUGGAACCUUCGGGGUUUCAAGGCACAACAUGUGGAACUAGCAUAUCUGUCUAUCGUCUCCAUCAUGAAACUCAACCACGUUGUCCCACGCCGCCUGUAUUUGGAAAGCAUAGUUGCCAAAGUUCUUGGUCACAGAGCCAACGACAACGCUCCACAGGGUUUCUGGGAACAAAUGUCAUUCGAGCUAUUUUCAAACGUUUGGCAACUGUACGAAAUCAUCGACGCCUUCUUUACUACAAGAUCUUCUGACGACGGUUUCCCUGCCAUGCUGGCGUUCUGCGUCUACAUUUGCGGCUCACUUGCCUCGUACCUCGUCCGAUGGCCACAGCUGUGCCGCGAGUUAUCUGUGUCUGCGAGCACAACACUCGACAGAGCCCUGGAGAUCUUGUCGACGUUGGAGGAGAAAUGGCCGACGGUACACGAUUGGACGCUGGUUCUACGGAAACUUUCAGAACAGCCAGCCAGCCGAGAGAGCGAGGCUCUGCGUGAUAUCACCUCCCAAGAAUCUUUCCUGAACUCGGCAGCCACAAGCAAAACUCCGCGUAUGACGCCUCGUGCGGUCCCUCGAACCUCCCUUGAACGUAUGCACGAGUGCCGUACCACAAACUCUGGUGCUCCGGCUCGCACAUCGAUUGAUAAUCACCCGCAACACCACCAUAGCGUGCCUAUUGCGGACAGACAAUCACCCAUGCGGCCCGUUGAGCCAUUCGAUCACCAGCAGCCGCCACCGCGGCCGCAAGCACCCGCCCCGACCAAUUUCCUCGAUCUCCUCAGCGAUGCAGCAGCCCUAGGCUCAGAUCGUCCUCGACCGCAGCCUGCUGAAUCAUCAUACUACAGCCAGAGGCAAGCCGUGGAGCCAAUUCGACGCAGUGUCACCGAGGAACCGGCACAGCAGCCUCAAGCUUCCGGAUCCCGACAGCAGUUCACCCUGCCAGAUUUCAGCACGUUUGAGAUGCUCCAUGACUCUUUCGACAAUGACAUGGCUGAUUUUGUGCAUGGCUAUGUGCACAUGGGCUGGGGUGACUGGCAAGUGUGA
Messenger RNA from Exophiala spinifera, 2142 nucleotides. RefSeq lists its product as uncharacterized. Gene Ontology annotation, molecular function: zinc ion binding; DNA binding. Gene Ontology annotation, biological process: DNA-templated transcription. The record is from RefSeq and is a predicted model, not a curated record. Lineage: Eukaryota; Fungi; Ascomycota; Eurotiomycetes; Chaetothyriales; Herpotrichiellaceae. Gene Ontology annotation, cellular component: nucleus. The transcript is spliced from 2 exons. Bases 1 to 2142 code for a protein of 713 amino acids.